Messenger RNA from Ctenocephalides felis (cat flea), 5784 nucleotides. RefSeq names its product collagen alpha-1(I) chain-like. NCBI's taxonomy places the organism in Eukaryota, Metazoa, Arthropoda, Insecta, Siphonaptera, Pulicidae. Gene Ontology annotation, molecular function: extracellular matrix structural constituent. The record is from RefSeq and is a predicted model, not a curated record. The transcript is spliced from 34 exons.
AUGGACAUAGCUGCUGCAAGAUGUCAAUUGUCCAGAAUUCGAAUUCACGACCCCGUCCAUACAAAUUCCAGUAUGGCAGAUCUCUUGGAGUUAACCCGAGUACGAGAUCUUCCCGUGGGAGUGGUUGCGACGGCCGGAGCAUGCGGCGAACGCGGCGGUGCAUAUAAUUUCCUCUCGUCCGCCGUUCUGACCGCAGAAGCUGGCCUUCUAUUUUCUUCUACGUUCCCGACUGAUUUUUCAAUAGUGGUAACCGCCAAAGCUGCCAGAGGAGCAGGACAAGAAGCAAUUUUUACGGUUUACGGAGAAAGCGGCGAAGAACAAUUAUCAGUGUCAAUUGGAACAGAUAUUUCGCUGUACUACGCGGAUGAAGAACCCGAAGACCCGGAUGACAAUCUGGUAUCUUUUGAUGUCAAUAUUGAUGAUGGACAAUGGCAUCGUAUGGGCUUUAGUCUCAAAGGUGAUUCAGUAACGCUGAUUUUAGACUGCGGAAGACAAAUAACAAGACGUCUGAUACGAAAAAGUAAUGAAGGACUAAAUACAGCCGGUAUUGUUCUGGUUGGACAGGAAUUGGAAGGAGAAGGAUAUUUUACGGGCGAAGUAGAACUUUUGCUGAUAAUAGAUAACCCGGCGGCCGCUUAUGAAGUUUGUACCCGCUACGCAAUGCCUUGUUCGAACGUAGCACUGAAUAGCUACACUUUUACUCAGACGGGUGGCGCGGCUACGAUUAGUGGGGAAUCGAGUGCUUCAUCUCAUUCAAGAGGUUCUUCGUCGAGCAGUUAUGAUAGAUCCAGAGUAUCGGCACAAACGAGUUAUGAAGAGCAAAGAAGAAAAGAAGCCGUUGAAGAAGAAAUGAAAUACAACAGGGGUGGAUUUUCUGUAGUUGAAGGUAGUAGCUCUGGUCAUGGAGUUGUCACUGUGUACAGCUCCACCCCUAGUGGACUUAUCGAAGGGACAUACGGUGGACAACACACAAGUCAGUCUACUUAUAAUCAUAGUAUAGUCCGUCACUAUAAUAGAACAGAAGGUGAAAACAGCGAAGAGACAUCAUAUGAAGAUUAUGAGGAAGGAACAGAUGAUUAUGAUGAAAAUGCCGAAGAGGAAGAUGAGUUGGGAAAUGCAAGCGCAGCCUUCAGAGGUCAAGAUACCCGUCGGCGACGACCUCCAGACAGCAGGGAACGAAAAAGACCACAGCCUCCACGAUCCAGACCCACAGAAAGGCAAUUGGAAGCUGACAGAAGACGAGAAUACGAAAGUACUAGAAGACCACCGUACCAACCCUAUCCGCCCCCAACGCGGACGCCUUAUUACCCAACUCCUUAUCCUGACAGAACGCCUUAUUAUCCAACAUACUAUCCAACUACAACAGAAGCUCCUACUACUCCAGAACCACCAAAACCUACAGAACCUCCAAGAACUCCAGAACCAGAAACUAUAGAAAGUCCACAACCCGAAGAGAAAUUGGAAACGCCACCGGAAAAUUUGGUAACUCCAAGACCACCAGAAAAGCCAGAACACGGAGAAGAAACUGAGAAAACUCCAGAAGUGGAACCUGCUACUGAAACACCGUGGGAACCGGAGAUAGAUGCUUCAGCCUCAGCAGGCAGAGGUUACAGUUAUAAUUAUAAUCCAUUGCGAGGACCCCCAGGCCCCAGAGGAUACACCGGUUUACCAGGAGUACCAGGCCCUCCAGGACCUAAAGGAGAUAAAGGCCGCGAUGGUAUCAGUGGCAUGCAAGGAUUUCCAGGAGCUCCAGGACAUAUAUUUAUGAUUCCGUUAAACCAGCAAGGUAACGAUAAAGGGCCAGGUGGGCAACCAGAUGGGCAAGCUGAAGCAUUCAGACAGAUGUUGUCUCAACAUAUGAUGGCGAUGAGAGGCGUACAAGGACCAAUGGGAUUAACUGGCAUACCAGGUCCAGAAGGUCCACCAGGACCUGCCGGAAUAAAAGGAGAACCUGGAGAUAUUGGAGAAACGGGGCCGAGAGGUCCAAGAGGUCAACUUGGAAAUACUGGCCGGGAAGGUAGAAGAGGUCGACCAGGCCGAGAUGGGGAACGUGGGGCUACAGGUCCUCCAGGAGUUAAAGGAGAACAAGGGCCUAUUGGAAUACCGGGACUGCCUGGUGAUAAGGGCGAAAGAGGUGCACAGGGUGCGCCCGGUGAGCAAGGUCUUCCUGGACAUGAAGGAAUGCAGGGCGAAGAAGGUCCUAUUGGUAUGCCAGGUCUACCAGGAGAACUGGGUCCUCGAGGUUUUGUUGGCCCAAGAGGUUUUCCAGGCUUGCCAGGUAACCCAGGUGUUCCAGGAAGCGAAGGACCUGUAGGAGCCAAAGGCAAUGCCGGACCUCCAGGCCAAGUUGGUGCUCCAGGUCAAACUGGACCCCCGGGGGCCGUAGGACCACCAGGCCCGCAAGGCCUACUAGGACCAACAGGAAUUCCAGGUCCACCGGGAAAGCCGGGUAUGCCAGGUCUUCCUGGAGCGGACGGGUCACCUGGACAUCCAGGUAAUGCCGGGGUACCAGGCAGCAAAGGUGAAAUAGGUCCACAGGGACAUCAGGGCGCACCUGGAUUCCCUGGAGCUCGUGGACCCAAGGGAGAUGAUGGAUUUAGAGGCGCUCCUGGGGAAAAGGGAGAUAAGGGAGAUAGAGGUGCUGAUGGGGAGAAGGGUGAUCUCGGAUUACAAGGUGAAAGAGGUGUGGCUGGUCCGCCCGGUAUGGCUGGAAUUGAGGGUCCUGAAGGUCCUAAGGGAUUCGAUGGUCCUCGAGGGGAAGCUGGUGCAAUCGGACCGGUUGGUGAAAAGGGUAAAAUCGGAAUUCAAGGUUUUGCAGGUUAUCCUGGAGCUCCUGGAGACAAAGGUGACAAAGGAUCAACUGGGAAGAGUGGAAAUCCCGGUGAUAAAGGAGAUAGGGGUAAUCCAGGGGUAGCAGGUGAAAGGGGUGAAAUCGGGCCAAGGGGUUUCCGAGGAUCGCGAGGUAGACGUGGUCAAGAAGGCACUCCUGGACCUAAAGGAGACACUGGUCAACCAGGACCACCUGGUCCUCAAGGAGAUGUUGGGCCACAAGGCGCUGAAGGAUCACGUGGAUUUUCUGGUCCAGUUGGUUCUCCAGGCAGUAAUGGAAAAGAUGGCUUACCAGGCGCCUCUGGUGAAAGAGGGCCACCGGGUGACACAGGAGCGGCAGGACCACCAGGAGCUCCGGGUGUGGUUGGACCACCUGGUCCCAUUGGUGAACCUGGACCUGUCGGUGAACCGGGAGCUCCAGGCCAUCCUGGUUUACCUGGAGAAGCAGGUACACCGGGAGAUGCCGGUAAAGAAGGACCGCCUGGUGCCGCAGGACCGCCAGGAAAAGAGGGACCACCUGGUGGACCUGGUUUACCAGGAUUUCCAGGAGAACGAGGACUCAUUGGGUUAACAGGAAUGCCAGGAUUGAAAGGUGAAACUGGUCCUCCAGGCCCCGCCGGACCUACUGGUGAUAAAGGACAACAAGGAGAACCUGGAAAAGAAGGUCCUAUAGGUCCGGAAGGAAGAAAGGGUCCACAAGGAUCGCCUGGUAGUCAUGGUGUUAAAGGCGAAAGAGGCGAAUCAGGACCUCCAGGCCCAAUUGGCAGAGACGGCUUGCCUGGAUUACGUGGUUUGCCAGGUCCACCUGGUCCAGUCGGUGCACCAGGUGAAGAUGGUGACAAAGGCGAUGUUGGACCGCCCGGAGAAAAAGGUUUUAAAGGUGUGCGAGGGGAGGAGGGACCAGCCGGGUCGCCAGGCCCGCAAGGUUUACGAGGAGAACCCGGACCAAUAGGACCACAAGGAGAAAGAGGAUCACCAGGUGAAAUGGGUCGACAAGGAAAUAAAGGAGCUGAUGGACCAGCUGGAGCAACUGGACCAGCAGGUCCUGCAGGACCGCAAGGUUUACCAGGACCAGCUGGUAGCAAAGGAGAGAUUGGUGACGUCGGACCAAAAGGUCCUGUGGGACCUACUGGUAGCCCGGGAGACCAUGGAAGAAGAGGUAGUAAAGGAACUGAAGGGCCGCCAGGACCAACAGGACCUGAAGGACCACAAGGUUUGCGUGGAGAACCAGGAGCACCAGGACCACCUGGCCCUAUUGGACCAGAUGGUAAAGAGGGUGAGCGCGGAGCACCAGGUCCAAAGGGAGAUGAAGGCAAACAAGGUUCUCCAGGCCCACGUGGUGGCCGAGGAUCUAUUGGUCCAGAGGGUCCAAAAGGAUCGGCAGGUCCUCCAGGUUUUCCUGGCAACACAGGUGAACCAGGAUUACAAGGCCCAAAAGGUGACGCUGGGAAGGACGGCACUGAUGGAACACCUGGACAGCCUGGACCUCCAGGUGAUACCGGACCAAUCGGAAAACAAGGAGAACCCGGACUUCCUGGAAAGCCAGGUCCUGAAGGGCCAGCGGGCUUGCAGGGUAGUACUGGACCCACAGGAGAAAAGGGAGACAGAGGUUUAAAUGGUCCACCAGGUGAACCAGGUUUACCUGGACCAGAUGGUAUUCCCGGCCCACCAGGUUUACCUGGAAUGCGAGGGUCGCCUGGACCAGCGGGAGAUGUUGGACCUCCUGGUAAAUCAGGAGAAGUUGGUCAACCAGGAAAAGCUGGCGAAACGGGAGCACCAGGUCCAAAAGGUGAACGAGGUAGACGUGGACCAAAAGGUCACCGCGGAGAACUAGGUGGAUUAGGAGCCAAAGGAGAUCAAGGUGAAAAAGGUGAUCGAGGAGUAAAAGGACCACCAGGCCCAGAAGGGAAGAAAGGAGAUACGGGUCCAGUAGGGCCUAUAGGAGUAAAAGGCAGCGAUGGACUUCAAGGACCACCCGGGCCAGAAGGUCCGCCCGGUCCAAAAGGUUCUGAAGGUGUCGGUGGUACAAAAGGUGAGCCAGGCCCUGCGGGUCAACCUGGCCCACCAGGCCCUCCAGCCGAAAUGCCAUUGCUACCUCCAGAACUUUUAUUCCAGAGAGAAGAAUUAAUAAAUAUGCAUAAUGCUCACAGAUUGCAAAAGAGAGAUAUGUAAUUGAAAGAAGACAUGGAAUCUGAUACUACAACUACUGAAUCAGAUUCGGAAACAAAAUCGAAGCAAAAAGCUAAAAGAAAAGAAGAUAUUGGCCCGAAAUUUUUAGACAUGUAUAGUUCUAUAUAUGCAAUGAGGCAAGAGCUCGACAGAAUAAGAAAACCAUUGGGUACCAAAGAAAAUCCAGUUAGAACAUGUAAAGAUUUAUACUAUGGGCAUCCACAAUUCAAGGACGGUUGGUAUUGGAUAGAUCCAAAUCUAGGUAUGGGAGACGAUGCAAUCCACGUAUUUUGCAAUAUGACUGGUGAGGGAGAAACUUGUGUGUAUCCAGAUGUUCACAGCUCCCAUAUGCCAAAUAUUCCAUGGCGAAAGGAAAAUGAAAAAGACGAUUGGUAUUCAAAUCUACGCGGUGGAUUCAGAAUAACAUAUGAAACAAUCGGUGUAGUCCAGAUGACAUUCCUAAGAUUGCUUUCCCAAGAUGUUUAUCAGAAUUUUACAUACACAUGUAUCAAUAGUGCUGCAUGGUAUAAUACCAAAACUUAUAGUUAUGACAGUGCUCUAAAACUACUAGGAGAAAAUGAAGUUGAAAUAAGCUAUGAAAGCAAUGUUCUGAGACCUAAUGUCCUAAUUGAUGGAUGCAAGACUGGCAAGAGCAAAAGUGAGACCGUGUUCGAAGUGAGAACAAAAAAACUGAACUUUUUGCCAAUAAUAGAUUUCUAUCCAACUGAUUAUGGUUUGCCUCAACAAGCUUUUGGUUUUCAAGUGGGACCAGUUUGCUUUAAAUAG